Protopolystoma xenopodis is the source of this 462-nucleotide messenger RNA. NCBI's taxonomy places the organism in Eukaryota, Metazoa, Platyhelminthes, Monogenea, Polystomatidea, Polystomatidae. The record is from the annotation of a GenBank genome assembly.
AAGACGGAUAAAAGUUUCAUCGAAUCGGAGGGUCUCAAAAGUGUAACCACAGCCUAUAAUGCCCAUUUCGGCAUGUCUCUUGUCUCCUCCAACCACUUGUUCCUAAGUCCUCUUUGUAUUGCCACCCCUUUUCCUACCUACCCCAUCUUCGAAUGUCAAUAUUGGGCAGUUUGCAGUCUCUUCGAGAAGGGAGUUGUCGCCAUUCUUGGCCCCCGUAACCCGGCCAUCUCACGGUCGAUUCGCUCUUUGUCCAACCACUUCGGCCUGCCCUACUUGGAGAUUCACUGGGCCCUGUCGGCUCCGGAGGGCAGUUACGCCAUCAACGUACAUCCGCAUCAUUACGCCUUUGGGAUCGGCCUGUUCGAGUACAUCUCUCAGGGCGAGAAGUGGAAGAAGAUGACCAUCAUCUACAGUCGAAGAGAUAGUAAGUCAAGCUACCAUUCACCGAUUGCAACCAUCUAA